GGGGACCGGGGGGCUCGGGGCCGCUGUGCAGCGCGGGCGCACCCGGGUGCUGCGGGAGCGCGCGUCCCGGCAGCCGCUCACUGCCCUGGGGAGCAGCCCCGCACCCCCGCACCCUGCACCCUGCACCCUGCACCCCGGCUGCUGCGCGGCCCGCGAGGUCACCCCUGCACCCCGCGGUGCUGUGCUGCCCGUGGGACACACGUGUCACUGCCGCAGGGUCACCCCUGCACCCCGGCUGCUGCACCCUCCUCCUGCGGCCAUCCCCACGGGCGCCCAGGUCCGUGCAGCCCGUGUCCCCACUCCCGCGGGCUGGCCCUGCUGAGCACAGCCGGCUAUUUUUGGGCCGCGGCCCCCGCCCGGCAGUGCCAGGGGCCCCGCGUCACGGGGGCGGCCGGGCCCGGCGCCUCGGUGUCGGCUCCAUUGCGGCCGGUGCACGGGGAGCAGCAGCGGCGCAGCCCGGCACAGCUCGGCACGGCACGGCUGAGCCCCCGGCGUGCAGACGGGGACAGAUGGCUGGCGGCAUCUUCUCCCCGCUGGGGAGCUGCUCGGAGCUGGAGAAGGCCAACUGCCACCCGCUGGUGUGCCUGCUGUGCCAUGAGCCCUACCAGCACCCCUGCCUGCUCGACUGCUACCACAACUUCUGCGCCAGCUGCCUGCGGGGCCGCGCCAGUGACGGCCGCUUGUGCUGCCCACUCUGCGGGCACCCCUCGGUGGUGAGGGGGGGCACAGGCCUGCCCCCCGUGGACCGGCUCCUGCAGUUCCUGGUGGACAGCUCGGCCGACGGCGAGGAGGACGUGCAGUGCGCCAACUGCGACCGGUGCUGCGCCAAGGCGGAGCUGGACACCAUGUACUUCUGCAACACCUGCGGGCAGCCCCUCUGCGCCCCAUGCCGCGAGGAGACCCACCGCGCCAAGAUGUUCGCCCGCCACGAGAUUGUCUCCCUCUCCAAGCGCACCAAGGACAUCCACAAGAAGUGCCCGCUGCACGAGGAGCCCUACAUCAUGUUCUCCACCGAGAAGAAGUCCAUGCUCUGCAUCAACUGCUUCAGGGACAUGCAGGGGGAGAGCCGAGCGCACUGCAUCGACAUCGAGACGGCGUACAUGCAGGGCUGCCAGCGGCUGGACCAGGCGGUGAUGGCCGUGAAGGAGCUGCAGACCUCCACACGCGAGGCCAUCGUCCUCCUCAAGGCCAUGAUCGAGGAGGUGCGCAACAGUGCCAGCGAGGAGGAGGCGGCCAUCAACUCCCUCUUCGGCCGCAUGCAGGAGCAGCUUUCUGAGAGGAAGAAGACGCUCCUGAAAGCUGUGCAGAGCCAGCACGAGGAGAAGGAGAAGGCGUUCAAGGAGCAGCUCGCCCACCUGGCCUCCCUGCUGCCCACCCUGCAGGUGCACCUGGUGACCUGCUCAGCCUUCCUGAGCUCCGCCAACAAAGCCGAGUUCCUGGACCUGGGCUACCAACUGAUGGAGCGGCUGCAGCGGAUCGUGAAGCUGCCGCACCGCCUGCGGCCGGCACAGACCAGCAAGAUCAACAGCGAGUACCGGGCAGAGUUCGCCCGCUGCCUGGAGCCCCUGCUGAUGCUCAGCCCCCGCCGCUCCGUGGUGGGCAGCGCCGGCGGCAUCGGCCCCGGCAUCGCCAGUGCAAACAUGCUCCCAGGUGGCCAAUGCUCCAAGACCCUCAUGGUGCCCGGCUGCCCCCCUGUUGGCGAUAAAAUGUCCACCAGCCCCAUGGUGCGGAAGCCAACAAUGCACCGGUACAUCAGCACCAAGGUCCUGCUGGCCGAGGGGCGUGAGACCCCCUUCGCCGAGCACUGCCGCAACUACGAGAACACCUACCGGAUGCUGCAGACGGAGAUCCAGGGCCUGAAGGACCAGGUGCAGGAGCUGCACCGCGACCUCACCAAGCACCACUCGCUCAUCAAGACUGAGAUCAUGAGCGAGAUCCUGCAGAAGUCACUGCAGAUGGACGUGCAGAUUGCCGCUCACUACUCCGCCGUGGAGAUGAUGCGCAGCGUCUUCGAGGAGGUCUGGGAGGAGACGUACCAGCGGGUGGCAAACGAACAGGAGAUCUACGAAGCCCAGCUCCACGACCUGCUGCAGCUGCGGCAGGAGAACAGCUGCCUGACCACCAUCACCAAGCAGAUCGCGCCCUACGUCCGCUCCAUCGCCAAGGUGAAGGAGCGGCUGGAGCCCAGGCUGCAGGAGCCGCGGGAGCCCAAGGAGGAACAGGCGCAGAUGCUGCUCAAGAUCUGCGAUGGCAGCGAAGCGGCGCCAAGGGACGCCCCGUCCAGCAGCACAGCGGGGGCUCCGGCCGGCCCUGGGGAGCACUGUGAGCCCGGAUCCCCCGGAGACCCCUCCCCGGAAAGCACAGACUGCUGCGGGGGCCGGCAGGGAAGCGGGGCCGGGAGCAGCGCCCGCAAAGAGCUGGUGCCGUAGAACCCGAGAGCGCGGAGCCGCCCGGUGCCCAGAGCCGCGUCCCGGCUGCCGACCGCGCUGCGCCGCGAGCGAGGGCAGAAAACCGCCCGGCCCAGGGCCCUGCUGCGCAGAACGCGGCCCUAGGGUGACUUCAUUAGUCUGAAAAAACACUUGUCCUUGCACCCUCCCUCUCGUGUGUUACAAGUGAAAUAAAAGGGUGCGAGUGUA
Columba livia (rock pigeon) is the source of this 2636-nucleotide messenger RNA. It is a transcript of the gene RNF207, whose product is annotated as ring finger protein 207. Gene Ontology annotation, cellular component: perinuclear region of cytoplasm. Bases 510 to 2429 code for a protein of 639 amino acids. Gene Ontology annotation, biological process: regulation of heart looping; regulation of cardiac muscle contraction. The transcript has 18 exons. Lineage: Eukaryota; Metazoa; Chordata; Aves; Columbiformes; Columbidae. Gene Ontology annotation, molecular function: Hsp70 protein binding; zinc ion binding; transmembrane transporter binding. The record is from RefSeq and is a predicted model, not a curated record.